Cucurbita pepo subsp. pepo (vegetable marrow) is the source of this 3400-nucleotide messenger RNA. Its product is annotated as UBP1-associated protein 2A. NCBI's taxonomy places the organism in Eukaryota, Viridiplantae, Streptophyta, Magnoliopsida, Cucurbitales, Cucurbitaceae. The record is from RefSeq and is a predicted model, not a curated record. Gene Ontology annotation, molecular function: RNA binding.
UACAUUGGUGCCGCAUCCUACCCGCUUGCUUUGUUUCUCUGUUCUCUGCAAAACCCUAGACCCCCUCAAACCUCCUCCUCGGUGUUUCUUCUACUCCUCCAUGGCUAGAAAGCGAAAGCUCGACUCCUCCAAAUCCUCCGAGCCUGCCGAGCCUCCCAAAAAGCUCCAACAGCAAGCUCAAGCUGAACUCGACGAGAACAAGCCCCAAGAUGAACCCGUUAAGGACGUCGUUCAUGAGGAUCUAGCGGAAUACGAAGUGGUCGAGGAAGAAGAUGAUGGCGAUCAAGAUGAAAACGAGGAGGAUGAUGAUGACGAGGAGGAGGAGGAGGAGGAGGAAGAUGAAGGCGAUGAGACUACUGUCGAUAACCACCAUCAGACCCCUAUUGUUUCAACCUCCUCAGCUGCUGCUACAACUACUGCUACUGCUGCUGCUGCUGACGACGACGAUGAGCCCAUUCAAAAGCUCUUGGAGCCUUUCAGCAAGGACCAGCUUAUAAAUCUGCUGCGUGAAGCGGCUGAGAAGCACGCGGAUGUGGAUGGAAGAAUUCGAAUGGUUGCUGAUGCGGACCCAUCCCACCGCAAGAUUUUUGUUCACGGGCUCGGAUGGGAUACCAAUACGGAAACUUUGAACAACGUGUUUAAGCAAUAUGGGGAGAUUGAGGACUCCAAAGCUGUGUGUGAUAAGGUCUCUGGGAAGUCCAAGGGUUACGGUUUCAUCCUCUUCAAGAAGCGUAGUGGGGCUCGAAAAGCACUGAAGGAACCCCAGAAGAAGAUUGGCAAUAGGAUGACUGCCUGUCAGUUGGCUUCGGUUGGGCCUGUUCCAUCGUCGAGUGCGGCGGUAGUAACCCCUCAAGCACCACCUGCUUCGGAAUAUACUCAGAGGAAGAUUUAUGUGAGCAAUGUUGGAGCUGAUGUAGACCCCCAGAAGUUGCUAACUUUCUUUUCCCAGUUCGGUGAAGUUGAUGAAGGACCAUUGGGGCUUGACAAGGUGACAGGCAAGCCUAAAGGUUUCUGUCUAUUUGUGUACAAGACGAUAGAAAGUGCUAAGAGGGCUUUGGAGGAGCCCCACAAGAACUUUGAGGGUCAUAUGUUGCAUUGCCAGAGGGCCAUCGACGGUCCCAAGCCAGGGAAGUCUCAGCACCAGCAUCAUGUACAAAAUGCUCCGUUUCAGAGGAAUAAGAAUCCGAAUUAUGCAGGUGGGGCGGCAUCUGGAUCAGGGCACCUGAUGGCACCUGCAGGGCCUGGUGUUGGUUACAACCAAGGACCUCCUCAAGCAUUGAACCCAGCUCUUGGCCAGGCCCUGACUGCUUUGCUGGCGAGUCAGGGUGCUGGGUUAGGACUAACUAAUUUGUUAGGGACGCUCGGAUCUGCUGCAGGGCUGAAUCCAGCUGUGCAAGGCGGCGGACCUGGAGUACAAAGUGGGUAUGGUAGUCAAGCAAAUAUAAGUCCUGGUGUAAUUGGAUAUGGAAGUCAAAGCGGUGUGCAGGGUGGAUAUCCAAACCAACAGAUGGGACAGGGUGGAACCGUAAGGGGAGGGCAGCAUGGAGUUGGACAGUAUGGUGGUCCUGGCGGUUAUAUGGGGCACUAGUGCCUCGAUUCGAUCUCACUCAUAUGUGCGUCAGUAUUUUUGUACUGAUCAGGUGAUUCUCUGAAGUUUAAGGAGCUGAUGCAAAUGACGUUUUCGACCCUGUUCAUUUAAGCUCCAUUUUAAAUCUGUAGUUUUUGAUCUAUUCAAGAUUUGUUUUAAAUAUUUGGAUCAGUUUUAGUACUUUCAAGUAAAAUUGUGUAAACUCUAGCUCAAUGGUUGACAAAAAAUAUUUCAAACUCUUUUGUUCCAAUAGUUUUAAUAGAUCUUGCCCAAGACAGUUAAGUUAUGGUUAAUUCUCUUUCAUUGAUUUUGGUAACUAUUAUUCCAACUAAAAUUCUAUACUUUGCAAGAGUUUAAUACCCGAUUACUAUUUAGAUUUCUUAUCUUAUUGCUCGAAAUUGGUUAUCUUGGUUCAUAGCUAAUUUUUUUAUGCUUUGGGGAGCUGUAAAACAUGGGUUGUUUUAGUCUGUGUUUUUCUUUACGAUAUUGAAAUCCAGAUCUGAGAUCUGCAUCUCCAAAUUGUUUUCAUGUUUAGUUCAUCUUUAUUCCCUUCACAUAUGUUACUUCCUUUUUGGAAGCAAGGAGCUAUUGUUAUUGUACUGAAGAGGUUUCUGAUUUUAAAUGUUUGUUAGACUGUUCUUUGAUCCACAAAUGUCAAUUUUCAUUUAGCUUUUUAUAUUUUCCUUACUACUGAGCUAGCUGAGGUCUGGAGCUGAUAUUGUUCAUGCUAUGGAGUGUGCAUAUGGUAGUUAACGUUAAUCAGGUUGCUCGGUUGGAAUUAAGAACUACUAUUUUGCAGGUUGUCUCCACUGUAAGGUAAAUUCUUGUAUUUUGCUUAGUUAAGCCUGGAAUUCAUUUUGCAGUGCUAAGGGCCGAGGAAUUGGAACAAUUUGACCUGAAAAAACAUUUAUUGUGUACUUAUUAUACUUUGUAUAGGAUGCUUGUGAGGGAUUAUAUGUUAACUUCAUUGUAAGUUUUUCUUUCUACUGAAUUUGAGAAUUGGCUUUUGGUGGUCACCCUGACAUAGAUUGUUUAUCUAAUGAGUUUGUUGAGUUCAAUAUUUUCUUUAUAACCUAUAACCUAUGAUUAUCUUGGAAUAGAAUGUAAUUGUAGGUAGUUCAGUAUCUUGUCGGCUUGCAGUUUGUAAAAGCUACUCGUGAAAUAAGGUCGUUUUUGUGAAGGAAUAAUGGUUUGCAUGACUAAUUUGUUUCCAUUUCCCUUUUGUAUUGAUCUGGUUAUAUUGACCCUUUCAGAACUCACAAUUUUCAUGUUACAUCAUCUAGGAUCUUGUUUCCAUUUCCCUUUUGUAUUAUUCUACAACCUUUUAUAUUGAUCUGUUAUAUUGACCCCUUUUGCAUUUCUGAUUCAAUCACUGUUUUAGAAUUGAGGAUUGCUUUGAGUUGUAGAUAUUUCAAGAGCAUGGUUAUAUUGCAUAUCAGCUUAAACCUCAUUCGAGUCACUUUUGACGUUCAAAUGCAUUCGUCGUUGCUAACAUAUUUCUGGUGUCUUGGAUCUGACUGUUUCAGCAUUUGCUGGUGAAUAGAUAUUCCUUUUUUGAAGUUCACGUCUCAUGGGUGUAGGAAUAGAACAAGUCAAGAACUGACAUUCACCUGAAUUGGCUUAUUAUACAGUGGAGACGUGUUGUUGUACUAGAACUGGGUAGAGUGUCAUGAUGUAAGUAGUGGAGGUUUCUCCAGCUUCAGAUUCUUAGUUCUUUUCCUUCAUAAUAUUUAGAUUGAUCCUAACCCUUAAAUUGAGAGUUACUUUGUGAAUGAUGGCUUAGAAGGUUUUGGAAUGAACCUAUUUUUGGUA